AUGCAAAUUUUUGUUAAAACUCUUACUGGUAAGACCAUCACCCUAGAGGUAGAGGGUUCUGAUACCAUUGAAAAUGUAAAGACCAAGAUUCAAGACAAGGAAGGUAUCCCACCUGAUCAACAACGUCUCAUUUUCGCUGGUAAACAAUUAGAAGAUGGUAGAACUCUUUCCGAUUACAACAUUCAAAAGGAGUCAACACUUCACUUAGUACUUAGACUCCGUGGUGGUAUGCAAGUUUUCGUCAAGACUUUAACUGGUAAGACUAUCACCCUCGAGGUAGAAGGUUCUGAUACCAUCGAGAAUGUCAAGACCAAGAUUCAAGACAAGGAAGGUAUCCCACCCGAUCAACAACGUUUAAUUUUCGCCGGUAAACAAUUAGAAGAUGGACGUACUCUUUCCGAUUAUAACAUUCAAAAGGAAUCAACACUACAUUUGGUACUCAGACUCCGUGGUGGUAUGCAAGUUUUCGUCAAGACAUUGACUGGAAAGACUAUUACAUUGGAAGUCGAAGGUUCUGAUACCAUUGAGAAUGUCAAGACCAAGAUUCAAGAUAAAGAAGGUAUCCCACCCGAUCAACAACGUCUCAUUUUCGCUGGUAAACAAUUGGAAGAUGGUAGAACUCUUUCCGAUUACAACAUUCAAAAGGAAUCAACACUACAUUUGGUUCUCAGACUCCGUGGUGGUAUGCAAGUUUUCGUCAAGACUUUAACUGGUAAGACUAUUACUUUGGAAGUCGAAGGUUCUGAUACCAUUGAGAAUGUCAAGACCAAGAUCCAAGACAAGGAAGGUAUCCCACCCGAUCAACAACGUCUCAUCUUUGCGGGUAAACAAUUGGAAGAUGGUAGAACUCUUUCUGAUUACAACAUCCAGAAGGAGUCAACUCUUCAUUUGGUUCUCAGACUUCGUGGUGGAUCUCAAUAA
Heterostelium album PN500 is the source of this 921-nucleotide messenger RNA. RefSeq names its product ubiquitin family protein (gene ubqF). Bases 1 to 921 code for a protein of 306 amino acids. NCBI's taxonomy places the organism in Eukaryota, Evosea, Eumycetozoa, Acytosteliales, Acytosteliaceae. Gene Ontology annotation, biological process: modification-dependent protein catabolic process; protein ubiquitination. Gene Ontology annotation, molecular function: ubiquitin protein ligase binding; protein tag activity. Gene Ontology annotation, cellular component: nucleus; cytoplasm. The transcript has a single exon. The record is from RefSeq and is a predicted model, not a curated record.